Molecule: messenger RNA, 1602 nt
Organism: Equus caballus (horse)
Lineage: Eukaryota; Metazoa; Chordata; Mammalia; Perissodactyla; Equidae
Source: RefSeq, a predicted model, not a curated record
CCUGUCUUCAAUUCAAAGGAGUUUUAUUUGAGCAAAGUUCAAGCAGGAAUUAGAUAACUUCCCUUUUGCUCCUUCUGCUAGUUCAGAAACUAUAGAACAGGAGCAAGCAACCAAAUACAGAGGGAUAAAUCGCACAAAUACCACUUCAACUAAACCCAAGCCAAAUGUAAGCGAUUCAAGAAAUAAUGGAACUGAAGACAGCAAACUUCAGGGAUGCUGCAGACGUCUGGGCCCUCUGCUAUCAUUUGUGUUUCUAUAGUCAAGGUUCAGUUAUACCAGUUUAGACAAUUCCUUGGAAACAAUGUUCAUUGUUACGCUGCUCCAGGAGCACAGCAAUUCCUUUGAUGAGCUCUAAGAGAUUGGUAACAAUACCUCCUAAAGGGCCAGGUUGCUAGGUAACAGCUUGUUUCCUUGGUCACGGUGAAUACAUGGAAGUCCCCCAAAAGAGGCUGCAGAUUCUUGGUGGACAGCUCUCCUAUCCCCUCCCGGGAACAUGACGAAAAAUGUCUUCAGAAAAAUAGCUUUUUGAAGGCCAGAGGAACUUUAUGCACGGGCAAGGCAUGUCUGAAAGCUCCUCAGGUCAAAACACAGGCAGUCAGAAGAUCUGUCCAUCAAGUUCAUCAUACUGUUCCGGUCUGAGUGAGUCACGCUCUAGGUCGGCUCUGUCGAGGAACAGAACAUUCCAUCCGCGUUUGGAUUCUGGAAUAUCAUCCCUGCUUCCAUCAGAUUCUUUUAAGUACAUCACUUGGCUCGAAGUAGAACAACAUGACAUUCAAGGGAGUCAACUGCGUUGCCCAAGGGUAAGAGAAGGACCCCCUGCGGAAGAGUUACUCCUCCAACAGGAGAAGUGUCCCUUGCCUCCACGGAAAAGAGUCCUUGACAAAAACAAAUGGGAAACAUGGCUACAGGAAAACUGGGAGGACUGCACGAAUUUGAACCUUUCAUUUCAGGAUUUGGGGGACCCUUAUCAACUUGCAAAUUUUAAUAGGAUUCUUAGAAGACUAAUUCGAGUGGAAACCCUUUGGUUAGUGGAUAAUUCACUGGUGGAUUUAAGUGCCAUAAGACUGCCAAGCUGCAGAGUUUUAAAUAUGAACAAAAACUAUCUCACAUCCUUCAAGCAAUUGCCAAAGAUGCCUCAGAUACAGCACUUAUCGUUGGCUGAAAACUACAUUGAGACUCUGACCGGGCUCUCCCGUUUACGGGGCGCUCCGCUAGAAUCCCUCGUGCUCAAGAGGAACCCUUGUGAGUUUCACCAACAUUACCGGAAACGAGUGUUCUCCUGUUUGCCAAACUUAAAAAUGCUGGAUGGGAUCCUGAAACUACCUGAAGAUUCUUCACCACCAGAAACCAGUAUUUUUUCAAAAAUGUGUAUUUUAUCUUAAUGCAAUCUAUAUAGAGAGAAAGUAACCACCAUUGUCUCUAAAAGCUAAUAAACACAAGAAAUGCAUGACUAAGUAUUGCUCCUUAUUCUAUCGAUGUUUAUAUACAUUGCUUUCCUUUAAACCAGUGAUCUCCAGUUUUUUAAAAUUCUAUACUCCUAUCAGUAAAUAAACUUUCAGCACACACAUAUAACUAUUAGUUUUUAUUCAGAAAUUGUAUAGG